Nelumbo nucifera (sacred lotus) is the source of this 1418-nucleotide messenger RNA. Its product is annotated as UDP-galactose/UDP-glucose transporter 3. Lineage: Eukaryota; Viridiplantae; Streptophyta; Magnoliopsida; Proteales; Nelumbonaceae. The record is from RefSeq and is a predicted model, not a curated record. Gene Ontology annotation, biological process: UDP-galactose transmembrane transport. Gene Ontology annotation, cellular component: Golgi membrane; endoplasmic reticulum membrane. Gene Ontology annotation, molecular function: UDP-galactose transmembrane transporter activity; UDP-glucose transmembrane transporter activity.
GCCCGCCGCGGAAGUGGAAGGUGUUUGCCGUUAGUCGUCGAUUGGAGACUCAGAGAGCUCCAUCAUCAACAUAUAAUUUUGCUCGUUCUUGUUAAAGAGAACAAGUUCACCGCAGAAUCUCUGUCUGAGCUUUCAUACGGAAUGGAAGGUCACGGCCCCGGCGUUGGCCGUGUUUUUGUGCUGAUCUUCUGCAUCUUCGGAAUUUGGUCGGCUUAUAUAACACAAGGUGUUCUUCAGGAAACAGUGUCCACCAAGAGAUUUGGCCCAGAUGGGAAACGGUUUGAGCAUCUUUCAUUCUUGAACUUAGCUCAAAAUGUAGUUUGUUUAAUCUGGUCAUUUAUAAUGAUAAAACUGUGGUCCAGAGGUAGUGCUGGCGGUGCUCCUUGGUGGAGUUAUUGGAGUGCUGGCAUCACCAACACGAUAGGUCCAGCCAUGGGAAUUGAAGCGUUAAAGUAUAUCAGUUACCCAGCACAGGUCCUUGCAAAAUCCUCCAAAAUGAUUCCAGUGAUGUUGAUGGGUACACUUGUUUAUGGAAUUAAAUACACUUUUCCUGAGUAUAUAUGUACUUUCCUUGUUGCUGGAGGGGUAUCAGCAUUUGCUCUUUUAAAGACUAGCUCAAAGACCAUAAGCAAACUGGCUCACCCAAAUGCACCCCUUGGAUAUGGUCUGUGUUUCCUGAACUUGGCUUUUGAUGGAUUUACAAAUGCUACUCAGGAUUCAAUAACAGCAAGGUAUCCAAAGACAAGUGCUUGGGAUAUAAUGUUUGGAAUGAAUCUUUGGGGUUCCAUAUAUAACAUGGUCUACAUGUUUGGUUGGCCACAUGGCAGUGGAUUUGAGGCAGUCCAGUUCUGCAAGCAGCAUCCAGAGGCAGCUUGGGACAUCUUUGUCUACUGUCUGUGUGGAGCAGUGGGCCAGAACUUUAUCUUCUUGACUAUAAGCAGAUUUGGCUCACUUGCAAACACCACCAUUACCACAACCCGCAAGUUUGUGAGCAUCGUGGUGUCUUCACUGUUGAGUGGCAAUCCCCUUUCAUCAAAGCAAUGGGGGAGUGUUUUCAUGGUCUUCUCUGGGUUGUCAUAUCAGAUCUACCUCAAGUGGAGGAAAUUGCAGAGACUACAGAAGAAGAGAAAGUCCAUGUGAGCAACAGUUUUUUAUUUUUUACAUUACUCAUCUGGUUUUCAUUUUUGUUAUAAUCUGGGACUAAGCCUUAAGGUUUAGUGUUCCCUUCAUUUUAGAUGGUUCUUUAGAAUAUCAGCCCAGGAAUUGAAUAGAUCUCUCAUGAGAUAUGCUGUAAAUUUGCAGUUUUGGUAAUGUAAACUAGUUUUCAGUGUUAUCCUAGCUAAAUCUAUAAACUUCAUGUAUAAUUUUUUCUGAACUGUGUAUUUUAAUUAGGGGUGAAAGCCUCAGAACCAGUCUCA